This is a messenger RNA of Taeniopygia guttata (zebra finch), 1063 nucleotides long. RefSeq names its product zinc finger protein 183-like (gene RNF113A2). Gene Ontology annotation, cellular component: U2-type spliceosomal complex. Gene Ontology annotation, molecular function: metal ion binding. Gene Ontology annotation, biological process: snoRNA splicing. The record is from RefSeq and is a predicted model, not a curated record. Lineage: Eukaryota; Metazoa; Chordata; Aves; Passeriformes; Estrildidae.
GCUCUACCCAGCGCCGCGGUCUCGGCGGCACAGCAUGGCGGAGGAGAGCGGCGUCUGUAGCUUUGUGUUCAAGAAGCGGGUCCGGGCCGCGGGCAGCGGCCGGCGGAAACGGCCCGCCAGCGACCAGGAGCGGGAGAGCAGCGGGGAGGAGGGCAGCACCGUGGUGCGCAAGGAGCGGCGGCGGGACACCCCCAACCCCAUGAUCCAGAAGACCAGGCGCUGCACAAGGGAGAGGCCGGAAUACGCGCCGAGCAGCAGCGAGGAUGAGGAUCCUGCCAAGGAGAUCGGGGUCACCUACAAAUCCACCAGGUCGGCGAAACCUGUUGGCCCAGAAGACAUGGGAGCCACAGCAGUGUACGAACUGGACACAGAGAAGGAGAAGGAUGCCCAGGCCAUCUUUGAGCGCAGCCAGAAGAUCCAGGAGGAGCUGAGAGGAAAGGAAGACGAUAAAAUUUACCGUGGCAUUAACAACUACCAGAAGUACGUGAAGCCCAAGGACACAUCGAUGGGAAAUGCCUCCUCAGGAAUGGUGAGGAAAGGCCCGAUCCGAGCUCCGGAGCACCUGCGGGCCACGGUGCGCUGGGACUACCAGCCCGACAUCUGCAAGGACUACAAGGAGACGGGGUUCUGCGGCUUCGGGGACAGCUGCAAGUUCCUGCAUGACCGCUCAGACUACAAGCACGGCUGGCAGAUCGAACGGGAGUUGGACGAGGGCCGCUACGGCGUCAACGACGACGAAAACUACGAGGUGAGCAGUGAUGAAGAGGACAUGCCUUUCAAGUGCUUCAUCUGCAGAGGUUCCUUCAAGAACCCCGUGGUCACCAAGUGUCGGCAUUACUUCUGUGAGAGCUGUGCCCUGCAGCACUAUCGCAAAUCCCAGCGCUGCUACGUCUGUGACAAGCAGACCAAUGGGGUCUUCAACCCCGCAAAAGAGCUUAUGGCAAAACUGGAAAAACACAAAGGGGAGGAAGAAGAGGAGCAACGGUCAGACCAAGAAGAGGAUCCACAGUAGCAGAAGACAUUUUGUACAUAACUGAAUAAAGCUUUUGUAGGAGGAAAAAAA